AUGCGACUUGCGGAUCUCGCCGUGGAGAGGCGCUGGAUUCGACGGACUUCACUCGGGGAUAGCAGUGAGCGGUACUGGUCGGGAAAUUACGACUACCCUCCUGCCUCUCGCCAUCCCUCUCGCGGGGCUCGGACCAAUGACCGACAACAGCUGCCGCCCGCCAGUCGAUUGCAACAUCUCCGGGAUCUGUUGAAUUCGGAACGUAACCGCAGUGACUUUGCCUUCGCCCGCGCAGUAGAAACCUUGAACCAGGAGAUGGACGAUUACCGCUCUUCACAUGUCUGGGACCGUUCCAGCUUUGAGCAAGCCAGGGCAGCCGUGGAUCUUCAGAUGCAACAGCUCCGUGCAGAACGAGCACUCGGAGAGGACCGUGCCAACGGGGCCAGCUCGCCGAUUCAUCCAGGAGCACCAAGGUUGCAGCCUUUGAAUGUCCCCCUAGUGAACCCAGAAGAAAGCACCUCCGAUCCCUCACGUUCAGGUAGCAGAACACCAAGACCUCGAUCCGGGAGGGGUAGCGACCGGUCUAAUCCUGUAAGACGGAGCAGAGAUUCUAAUCUGGCCUCUCUCCUGGAUACGCCCGUACCUCGUCUGGGCUCGCCCACUGUCACGCCUCAGCAGUUCGAAGAAGAGCAUCCGAUGGACCGUGCAAGGGCCAAACGUCGAAAGCUUGAGUCAGAUGAUAACAGGGAAGGACUGCAGGGAUUCCGAUACGGCCAAUAUGGCCAGGUCGUACCUGGGGCACUCAGAAUGGAGUUAGCUAGCUGUGACGGAGGGACGUAUGAGCCCAAUGGCGAAAGCUCAUGGCCAGAAAACAUCCUUCGCAAUGAUGCUUCCGUAUACUGUACGAAAUCAGACCGAUGCAAUCUCAUUCUGAAGCACCACGGGGAGUCCCCAUUUUGCUUGAAGAAAAUCGUCAUAAAAGCACCGAAAACCGGCUACAAUGCCCCGAUUCGAGAAGGCAUGGUUUUUGUUUCAAUGUCAUCUGAUGAACUCCUAGCUCGUACAGCUGCUUUCGAGGUGCAAUGCGAAACAGCUCGAUCGUUCGCGCGGAAUCGGCCCGGGGGAAUGCAACCUUCUCAGGAGUAUCUUAAUGCAUAUCGACCUCCGCUGCAGAGUCUAGACCGAGGGUCUACCGCCGAUCAAUCCUCUGACUCGGAAUCAGAUAGUACUGGUGGGCCCGGUGGCGCUGUUAAUGAGCCUGAUUCGAUGUCCGAGUUCCGAAUCACUAUGGAGUAUGAUGAGCAGCCGGGUGGAAGGCUUGAUCGUGAUGACCAAGAUGAUGAUGACGAGCCUCUCUCUCUUACCGAUACCGAUAGCUUGCGGAUGGGGCGAAUGGAAGAUGACAAUAUUGUAUGCUCCGACAGUGACGUGAGUUUAAGUGAUGACGAUGCCUCCGGGUUGAGCACAUUCGCGCGGCGUCGCCAAGAGCUAGCACGGCGUGUUCGAGCCAUGCGUCGCCAAUACAUUGGGGAGCGAGAGGGGCAAGUCAGACGACGGCCGACCUCAGUUAUGCCAAGGCCAGGCCUGCGUACUGAACCAGCACUUGGUUCGGAAUUCUCACUGAUGAAACCGCAUGCUCGCUUUUUCAUUGAGCGAAAUAAAAGCAUGGUCAGCGUAAAAUUCGACCCUCCUCCCUCAGGUCGAUACAUUCUCGUCAAGCUAUGGAGCCCUCACAGCGGAAAAAACAUAGACAUCCAAAGUAUCAUUGCUUACGGCUACGCCGGGACGAGAUUCUUCCCUGCCCUAGGUUUCAGGUAA
Molecule: messenger RNA, 1758 nt
Organism: Aspergillus sclerotioniger CBS 115572
Lineage: Eukaryota; Fungi; Ascomycota; Eurotiomycetes; Eurotiales; Aspergillaceae
Exons: 4
Coding region: 1-1758 (585 amino acids)
Source: RefSeq, a predicted model, not a curated record